UCCGUCCUUACAGCAGGUGGCAGCACGCGGAAUGGACGGCACUGAACUUCUGUUGUCUUGGUGGUUGUAAGGAUGUUUAGGGGAUGAUAAGUUCCGGUUGUAUCAACGCGUCAAGCAACACGGAGAGUGAAAACAGGUGUUUGUGGGAAGGUUGGAGCAGCGUGUCUGGAGUACAGCAGCACUGUCAGCCUCAGGCAGCAGAUAGACAAGUGUUUAGUACAGAGCACGGAGCAGGCAGCAGAAUGGCUGGUGUGCUGGAUCUAUCUGCCCCUGAGAUUCCUGAGCCCACUUUCCUGGAGAGUGUCCUGCGCUAUGGCCUCUUCCUGGGUGCCCUCUUCCAGAUUAUUUGCAUCCUGGCUGUGAUCAUCCCUUCAUCCAAGCUGCAGGAGUCGGAUGCGGAACCCUUUGAACGCAGUGUGGAUCAGACGAAGAAACCGAAGGGGCCUGUCCCUCUGCCGAGACAGAAAUCAAAGAAAGAGAGCAAGAAAAAGAGAUGAGGGGACCGUGGACACCUGUCAGGAGUAUUUAGCCCUGAUAGAGAUUCAAAAUUGUCUUCAAAAAGGGUUACGUUGUAGUGUAACUUUCAAAAAUAUAAACCUGUGCGUCUAGUAUUUCAGUUUGAUUUUGUUUUGCAGUUUUAAGUAAAUAUGCACAAAAUCUGAUUUGCAUUUAAGUUCAGAAGUUUUUUAGCAGUGAUUUAUUGAACAUAAGUUACAAAGCUUUAGCUGGCAUGGCAGCUGAAUGUUGCAUUGCUGUAUAUACACUACCUUCCAACAAGUAUUGGGGCUGAUGAAUACAUGAACCAGGGGGAUGGGUGGCCACUUGUUGUAUUUUACACCCUUGCUUAAUAAAUAUCUAGACAUCCCUGAACAUUUCACUGUCUCCUCUUCAAGUGUAUGCAAAAGAUUUGAAGUAAUCCAUUCUACAGGGGAUAUUUCUUGCACAAUAAAACUUGGCCUAA
Messenger RNA from Polyodon spathula (Mississippi paddlefish), 961 nucleotides. It is a transcript of the gene manbal, whose product is annotated as mannosidase beta like. The transcript is spliced from 3 exons. NCBI's taxonomy places the organism in Eukaryota, Metazoa, Chordata, Actinopteri, Acipenseriformes, Polyodontidae. Gene Ontology annotation, cellular component: membrane. The record is from RefSeq and is a predicted model, not a curated record. Bases 84 to 497 code for a protein of 137 amino acids.